AUGGGAGGAAGUCUCGCUGGGCUUGGCUUUGCAAUGCAGACAAGUCACCCGGCCGAGGGAAAGAAACACCGGGAAGGAGCCAGCGGUCUCUCGGCCUUCUCAGUCCUCCUUCCUGCCUCAACACCUCAGCCGUACCUUACCCUGGGUGCUUGGUAUCCGUACCUAUUCGCGACUACAACACUGAAGAUUCCAGAGACACCCGACCGGCGACAACGAAUACGUCUCGCAGCAUGCUCGAAAGGGAGCCAGGGUGGCACCACAGGUCUCGCGGUUUUAGCUUCCGGUGGCAUGUUUCCUAGAGACCUUGACCCUGUCUGCCCGCUAAGGGUCCUUGGUAGCCUAGCAAGUCUUGGGAGUGUCCCGCUGGAACGGUCGGAAUGGAGACCUGCUUUGGAGCUUAUUCCUGGCGUCGUUCCCGCUGGAGACGCAGGCAAGCCGCAACGCAGGCCCGGGAACACUCGUCACUUCUUCUUGAACCAGCUGGCGCCUCUCGUGGCUGAGCAAAAAGUCACAGUCAUCGCUAUCAAAACUCACGGCAAGACUCCGACCGGCUUGGAUUCCAAACUCAAGGCGGUCUUUCGGGUGGUCUCCAGGCCACUGGAUAUUCCAGCAGUGACCGAAAAGAUUCAUUCCUGCGCCGCCUUCUGUGGCUUGGGCGGCGACUCAAGCCUGAUCGAAUGUGUCGUUGUGUCAUCAGCUACCUUAGGUAGGUCAUUGCUACAGCGAAAAGACUUCAACGAUCGGCACUCAUCGCCCUUCCCGGAUCCCUUCCCGCUUUCUUGGUCACCGGCUGGACUCGUCGACUCGCAGCUUACCCUCCUUGCCUCCUUGAGUUCCUCCAGCUUGGAAAUAACUCCCUGCCUGCCUGCCAACUUCCCGACACUUCGACCUGCAUCUAGAACGUCCUCUUUUCCCUCACCUGCCCCCCUCUCUCCGUCAUCUUCUCUUCAUUCGCUGGCAACGCCGUUAUCUCUGUGUAAUACCCCUUCGUCGUCCCUCAAACUCCACGCCGCACCACUCACUAGAAUUCAAGAUACUGACGUGCCACCUACGACCUUUGGCCUCCUCUUCGUCUUACUACGCAACACUCCGUCCAACUCCGUCUCACGCAAUGAUUUCAUCGCGGCGCAACGUUCGACUUGCCCUGCUGCCCAAUCGACGACGGCCUCCCGUCGUCACAUCCGCGAUGCCACCCUCAAGCGCCCCAUACGACCCCAUCAACACGUGUAG
Molecule: messenger RNA, 1230 nt
Organism: Colletotrichum godetiae
Lineage: Eukaryota; Fungi; Ascomycota; Sordariomycetes; Glomerellales; Glomerellaceae
Exons: 7
Coding region: 1-1230 (409 amino acids)
Source: RefSeq, a predicted model, not a curated record